This is a messenger RNA of Lodderomyces jiufengensis, 972 nucleotides long. RefSeq lists its product as uncharacterized. The record is from RefSeq and is a predicted model, not a curated record. The transcript has a single exon. Bases 1 to 972 code for a protein of 323 amino acids. Lineage: Eukaryota; Fungi; Ascomycota; Pichiomycetes; Serinales; Debaryomycetaceae.
AUGUCUAGAAUACCACAAUCAAGGAAUUUAGGCUUACAUUUACAUCAUAGUUCCAUACCAUUAAUUAAUCUACAUCAUCAACAACCAAAACAAAUCAUCCCAUUCCCCUCACAAAUUAAUCCACUUCAAAAACCAUGCAAACCAAAUAACACUCUUAAAGUAAUCGUACAAAGAUCACCACGUCCGACAACUUAUUUAAAUUUCAAAAAAUCAUCACCAAUCAAAAAUGUCAAUGAUAUAUCACCAAAAGAUAAACUAGAAUUACAACGUAAAAUCAAUAUAUCAAACCUAAUAGAAACUCUUAAAUCACAAAUCCCUCAUAUUUUAGAACAUAACUUAUCAAAAGAUAUAAUAUCAAAUCAAAUCUUUUUACGUAUUUGUCCAUCCCAAUUUGAUGAAAAUUAUUUACCAAAAUUACAAGGUCAUUUAACUUAUUAUAGUACAUGUAAAGCAAUAACUUUAUUUAUAACAUCAAUAAUAUUAUCACCAAAAGUUAAAAUUCAUAUAUCAAAUAUAAAAGUCAGCACCUCUCAAAAUCCAAAUUGUAUGUUUAAAAAUUCAACUAAAAUAUAUAUUAGAUGGAAUACUUGUUUACCUAAUUGUUCAGAACAUUUAGGAUUAAAUCAAUCUACUAUUCAGGCUAAUUUAGGAUCAAGAAGUUGGUCAAAUGAGGAUACUAAAAAUUUAUUUGUUAAUAAUCAUAAUUUAAAUUCUAAUCUGAAUAAUUUAAAUAUAACUAAAUUAAUAGGUAAGAUUACUAAAACUUUAUUAACUGGAUUGAAAAAAGAUACAACUACUACGGAAACUACCAAUGGAAAAGAAUUAGAAAGAGUGAUUUAUGGAUUAUUUAUAUUUGAAUUAAAUGAAGAAUGUGAUAAGAUUUUAGUUCACACGAUUGAAAAUAUGGAUAUAGUUGAAAAAUUUGAAUUUGAAGAAGAAACUGGACCAGUUAAUGGAUUAAGAGUUUGUUAA